CUGAAAGAAGGUUGAAGUUGAGAGUAUCGACACUAGGCUACUUACUUCUUUUGAAGUGACGCCGCGCCCCGCCCAGCCCCGCCGGUUCAAUCGACUCCGGCGGCUCCCCGCAUCCAUUUCUCCCUCCCGGAUUCUCCAUCUCUCCCCUUCUUCCUCCCUCUAGCUAUUGAUCGCCUUUCACAUCACCACCAUAAUGGACCGUUCCAACAAACCCUCCGCCAUCGGCGUCAGCGCCUCCCUUCCCCAACCCACCAUCUCCCUCCGCGACAACAUCGUCGAAGCCACCCUCCCCACCGGCGAAUCUGUCACCGUCCAUCUCUACGGCGCCACCGUCACCUCCUGGAAGCUCGCCAACGGCAAAGAGCAGCUUUUCGUGAGCGAAAAGGCCCAUCUGGAUGGUUCCAAGCCCAUCCGGGGCGGCAUUCCCGUUGUAUUCCCCGUCUUCGGCCCUCCCCCCUCCAACCACGCCACCUCCUCCCUUCCGCAACACGGCUUCGCCCGGAACUCGAACUGGGAAUUCCUCGGCAAAUCGUCGUCCGAAGCCUUCGGCCGGGACCGGAAAGAAGGGGAUGACGCCGUGAAGCUGGAUUUCGGGCUCUCGCAGCCAAUGCUGAGCGAGGAGUUCCGGAGGGCAUGGCCGUAUCAGUUCGGUUUGGUGUACAGUGUUACUUUGACGAAGGGUAGUUUGGCGACUUCCCUGCAGGUGCAGAACCAGGGGGAGCAGAACUUUGAUUUCCAGGUGUUGCUGCAUACGUAUUUGAGUGUUGAGGAUAUCUCCGAUAUUCGGGUCAAGGGUCUCCAGACGAAGGAGUAUUUGGAUAAGACCCAGAACGGAGCCGCGAUUACGGAGACUUCGGAGACGGUGGAGAUCAACAAGGAGACGGAUAGUGUGUAUAAGGCGUUGGAUCCGAAGGUGCCGAUUGUCGUGUCGACGGCUGCGGAUGAUCAGCCGCUGUUCUCGAUUACGCGGGAGGCUUUGACGGAUGUGGUGGUGUGGAAUCCCUGGAUUGAAAAGGCCAAGGGCAUGGCGGACUUUGGCCCCGACGAGGCGUACAAGAAUAUGAUCUGUGUCGAGGCGGGUUCCGUUGCUGGAUGGCAGACUCUGGAGGCGGGAGAUUCCUGGGAGGGUGGUCAGACUAUUCGGCCCCGUCUGUGACGUAUGAUUUAUGCUUGAUGAUUAGAUGCAGGGGAUAGAGAUGAAUAUGGUGUAUUGUUAUAUUGUGUAUAUCGGGGCUUAGCCCAGUCCUGGAUGCCGGACUAUAAGCUAAGCUCUACCUGAACCGGAGCAAGCAAGCUGAUGCAGCAGUCCAUGUCUGCCGACAUCCAGAUCAGCAUAUAAUACAUAUAAGCAACCCAGCAC
Molecule: messenger RNA, 1360 nt
Organism: Aspergillus ibericus CBS 121593
Lineage: Eukaryota; Fungi; Ascomycota; Eurotiomycetes; Eurotiales; Aspergillaceae
Product: D-hexose-6-phosphate mutarotase
Exons: 3
Coding region: 194-1156 (320 amino acids)
Biological process (GO): carbohydrate metabolic process
Molecular function (GO): isomerase activity; carbohydrate binding
Source: RefSeq, a predicted model, not a curated record